CAUCGGCGACUCUCGGUGGCAAACAACCGCGUUUGCAAAGCACGACUCGCGUUCUGUUGCAUGCGUGCAUCGGAUCUUAGUUGCACCAGCACAUUUAGUUACCAUCAACUCCCAUCUACGCCAACAAAUAAACAACACCAUGCCUGGUUCCCAUCCCCAGGAGGUCGAUCUCGCUUUUGCAGGUAACCACGAGCUGCGGAAGCGCGUGCAUGCCGCCAUCGAUCAGAAUCCCACGCAAAGCACUCUCUUCCGCGACAUUUCCACCUACAUCCUCGACCAAACUUCGCAAUCCACUACCGAGCCUACGUCGAAAAAGCGAAAACUCGAAGACAAAAAUGGAGAGCAGAAUGGCACCACAACAUCGACUGCCGCAUUGACUAGCACCGACCUCAAAGCUUGGAAAACAUACCCAGCCGUCAGCUUCUCGAUCCCCCAACGGAAGAAAUUUACCCUCGAGCUUGUGGAUAAUAAGAAAGAUGGUGGGAUACGUGCACUGAAUGCCGAGGGGAACGUCGAGUUCUGCAUUCCAUGGUCUCAGGUCGACCAGGUCUUUUGCUUGCCCAUCCCCGAGAAAGCAAAGCGCCAACACCAUUUUGUUGUCCUUCCUGUUCACGGCGAUGGCGUAAACCCUGUACCUGAACAUCUCAAAGAGGCACCUCCCGAGCCCAUAGUCUGGACCUUUGAGGAAGCGACGGGCAAGAAUAUUGUCGAGGGCGAAGACCCGGGACCUGGCCCCAUGGCAGAAGCGAUUCAUCAUUGCUUAAAGCGGGCUGGCACCAAGAAGUCGGUGAUAUUUCCAAACGCUAAGGACUUCGAGAGCGCUAUUCCGCAAAGUCAUCGCAAGGGUGAAAAAGGAUUCCAUGUCAAAGCACACCGGGGUAGCAAAGAAGGCUACCUCUUCUUCACGUCCGUCGGGAUUUUUUACGGCUUCAAGAAACCCUUGGCAUUCUUCGACUUUGCUUCCGUCACUUCUAUAUCAUACACCGCUGUACUCCGCAAUACCUUUAACAUGGUAAUCUCUACGCAGACCGGAGAUAUCGAAUUCGGAAUGUUAGAUCAGGACGAUUACACUGGCAUCAACGAAUAUGUGCAGAAGCAUGGCCUGCAAGAUGCUAGCAUGGCAGCUGCACGAAGGGCGAAGAAGCUGAAUGUGAAUCCACCAGCAAACAAGGGGGCAGAUGAUACUGCAGAGCCAGACGAAGGUGGACUGAGCGAGUUGCAGAAGGCUGAACAGGAGCUGCAAGAUAUGGAAGAUGAGGACGAGGAAGAUUAUGAACCAGGGCAAGAAGAGGAAAGUGAUGGCAGUGGUGAUGAUAGCGAGGAAGACAGCGAGGGCGAAGACUAUGACGAAGACGAAGAUGACGACGACGAGAUGGAAGGUCAAGAGUAA
This is a messenger RNA of Periconia digitata, 1390 nucleotides long. The record is from the annotation of a GenBank genome assembly. Lineage: Eukaryota; Fungi; Ascomycota; Dothideomycetes; Pleosporales; Periconiaceae.